Molecule: messenger RNA, 1557 nt
Organism: Uranotaenia lowii
Lineage: Eukaryota; Metazoa; Arthropoda; Insecta; Diptera; Culicidae
Product: soluble guanylate cyclase 88E-like
Exons: 4
Coding region: 1060-1557 (165 amino acids)
Biological process (GO): response to oxygen levels; nitric oxide-cGMP-mediated signaling
Cellular component (GO): guanylate cyclase complex, soluble
Molecular function (GO): heme binding; guanylate cyclase activity; oxygen sensor activity
Source: RefSeq, a predicted model, not a curated record
UCGCGGCAUCCGAUUCGGGCGUCUUGGGAUCUUGGGUCCUGCUGCCUGCCUCGUGGCGGUGUUCGAUAUUUAGUGUACUUGCAUACAUUCGGGCUAAAAUAACGACUUUGCGGUCGUGGUGAAAAAACAGCAGCUGAGAGUGCGAACAGUUUGUUUCGGGGGAAUCGAAAAGACUCGAUCCCAAAUGCCCUUGUGGGGGACACGGGCACUUUUUGAUGAUUCUUGGCGACGACCAAGACUGGUCAUCGGCUGCUGUUAGAGUGCUAUUGUGGUUUUCUAAAAAAAUAAGAAAAAUCUCUUCAAAUCAACCAAAACGGAGAUAGGAAAAUAUUUGUCAUUCCACCUUCUCGAGCUUCGAGGCCCGAACCAAAACCAGGUGAAGAUUUAUCGCCUCGGCAAGGUGACGUGAAGAACGUUAUCAUCAUCCCGCUCCAUUUUGUGGGCGGUCAGUGGGGGGAAAAUCUCGUGAGAUUUUCUCAUUUGGUGCUGCUGCACGUUGUGUAGGAGGAUGUUUGGGGUUUGACUGGGGAAAAGCGCCACGUGGCCUGGAGCAGUGAGGGGUAUUUAUUUUCUCGAUUGAUUGUAUUCAUUGCCCCGCAGGCAGUAGGUAUAGUGUGAAGCUGGGAAGCAGAGAAGCAAAAAAAAAAGUGCAGCGAGUGUUGUUGUGGUUCGAUAUAUAUUUAUUUAUGGGUCAGCUCGUGGCGACCCUCGACUAAGGAAGCAAGAAAGGAAGGAUUUUCGAGGGUUCAAUCAAAAUACAUCAUUGCCUACGUAUGUGCCUGGCAACAUCCAGGCAACAACCGGGACAAAUUGAUUGAGCUGGGAUGUCCAGAUGGUGAAUUGAAAUCUGUUUUGGGAUUUUUACGAGCUUAGAUUGCACUUCAUUCGAGAAAUUGAAUGCAGUGACCGCCCAUAUGUAUGCGUUGAAGUUCACUUCACACCUCCGGGCUAGAUCUUUCUAGUGGUCGCCAGACAGACAGACAGACAAACCAUUAGGGGCAACCGCCAUUAGAAGCCGGCGCACCCAAAAGCUGGCCAGGGAAGAAAACAGAAGUAGCUAUGUAUGGACUGCUGCUAGAGAAUCUUUCGGAGUACGUGAAAAGUGUUUACGGCGAGGAAACUUGGGAUGACAUCCGGCGACAGGCGGGCAUCGCGUCGCCAUCUUUCAGCGUCCACGAUGACUACGACGAGAAUCUGCUCAACGUGCUGGCGACGAAGGCGCAAGAAGUGCUCGGAGUGUCCGAACGUGACUUCAUGGAUCAGAUGGGAGUUUACUUUGUGAAUUUCGUGAGCCAGUACGGGUACGAUCGGGUCCUGUCGGUGUUGGGUCGCCACAUGCGUGACUUUCUGAAUGGGCUCGAUAAUUUGCACGAGUAUCUCAAGUUCUCGUACCCGUUGAUGCGUGCCCCGAGCUUUAUCUGCGAGAAUGAAACCCGCCACGGCCUAACGCUGCACUACCGGACCAAACGCAAGGGCUUCGUCUACUACACAAUGGGACAAAUUAGAGAGGUAGAACCUGAUGAUGAUGGCAAGUUCGAUCGAUGGGCAGCCGGCUGA